AUGGUUCGUUCGACUAUCAUCGUCAGGGCCUCCGACGCUCUUCCUCUUGCCGCGAGCGUCGAUGACGAGCAGACCGAGCAGGCUCUUCAAGAGCACAAGCAACAGUCGAAACUCAUAUUUCGCCGUAUAACUCCCAACGCUGAGCCACGGUGCUCUAUAGAGAGUGGGCCGUAUACACUGCAUUACCUUAUUUCAGAUAAUGUCGUCUUCCUUACAAUUUCGGACAAGUCAUACCCGCGUAAACUAGCGUUCUCAUACUUGGACGAGCUAUCAAAGGAGUUUGCAAACACGUAUGGGCCCAAGGUGGAGACGGUACGGAAGCCUUAUGCAUUCGUUGGCUUCGACACAUUUAUGUCGAAAACAGCAAGACUCUACCGUGAUAGUCGAACGGCAAACGCUGCAUCUUCAGCAAUGGACAAACUCAAUGACGACCUUCAAGACGUAACUCGAAUUAUGACGAAAAAUAUGGAGGAGCUGCUAUGGCGAGGAGAUUCACUUGACAAGAUGUCACACCUAUCAACAUCUCUUCGCUCAGAAUCGGAGAAAUACCGCAAGGCGGCGCGAAAUAUCAACAUCCAAGCUAUGCUUCGACAAUACGCCCCCUUGGGCGCUGUUGGUCUACUUGUCAUCAUCAUCAUUUACUGGAGAUUCUUCUAG
This is a messenger RNA of Cyclocybe aegerita, 657 nucleotides long. The record is from the annotation of a GenBank genome assembly. NCBI's taxonomy places the organism in Eukaryota, Fungi, Basidiomycota, Agaricomycetes, Agaricales, Hemipholiotaceae.